Molecule: messenger RNA, 3015 nt
Organism: Anopheles nili
Lineage: Eukaryota; Metazoa; Arthropoda; Insecta; Diptera; Culicidae
Product: multiple epidermal growth factor-like domains protein 6
Exons: 1
Coding region: 1-3015 (1004 amino acids)
Cellular component (GO): extracellular region
Molecular function (GO): chitin binding
Source: RefSeq, a predicted model, not a curated record
AUGAGACAAAAGCAACCACUUACAACCGGUGGAGGUCCAUCGGUCCUAUUAUUCAUACUACUACUGUUCUGGCCCAGUUUGUCGUCUAGUGAACUGAUUCCGUUUCCUGCCGCCGGUGACGCCGAGUCCGUAUGCGUCGGUGUGAAUGCUGGCAUCUUUCCACAUCCGGAUCCCACGCUAUGCCACGUCUACAUUUCCUGUACGUUCGAGCAACCGAUCGUGUACCAGUGCGCGGACGGGCUCGUCUUUGAUCCGCUUUCGCUACGAUGCAUCCCGGGUGAUCGGGACCAGUGUGAAGAACGCAUCGAGCCAGACUGGCAGCAGAUAUGUCAGGGUGUUUCAUAUGCCUUCCAUCCUCACCCGUACACCUGUUGGAAAUUCGUGUUCUGUAUAUUUGGUGAGGCCAACAAAUUCGAGUGUCCAGCAGCUGAAAUCUGGUCUCGUCAGCACGACGCCUGCAUGCUAGGCGAUCGAGACACUUGUGAAGUGCUAGACGUGGCCAACUCCUGCCAGGGUCAGCCAGAUGGCGUGCUGCCUCAUCCAACCGAUUGUCGCCUAUUUCUGGAAUGCUUAAAUGGUCACACCACCGUGAAUGAGUGCUGGCGUGGGGAAAUCUUCGACCCAGCGCAGGGACGGUGCGUUCUUGGUAAUACCGCCACUUGUGAGCCCGUAGAAGGACUCUGUCGUGGCGUGACCAAUGAUCUGCGACCUCAUCCAAACGAUUGCCAUCUGUUCGUGUUUUGUUCACUUGGACAAGAGACCGUGCUUGUCUGUCCACCAAACGAGAUCUUCCGACCGGACAUCCGAUUCUGCGUACCAGGAGAUCGAGACACCUGCGAAUAUAGUGACGUGGAAACGGCGUGCAUUGGUCGUCCAGCUGGAGUCGUACCUCAUCCGGACUCCUGUGAGCUGUACCUCUCGUGUAGCAACGACGUAGCCACCAUCCAAACCUGUCCAGCUGGAACCAUAUUCAAUCCACAAACCGGCUCAUGUGCCAUGGGAGAUCGUGACACCUGUCUCGUCACUGAAGGCUUGUGUACGAUGCAACCGGACGGGAUAGUCCUGGAGCAUCCGUUCCAGUGUAGUAUGUUCGUCCUAUGCCAGGGAGGCCUCGCGCAGGUCCGUCCAUGUCCACCUGGCGAGAUCUUGCGUGUGGAGGCGCAAUUCUGUGUGCCGGGAGAUAUCGCCACCUGCGAACGCUUCCCAGUCGAAACGAUGUGUCAAGGACGAGAUGGUGGUUUCUUACUUCCACACCCAGUGGACUGUGGAGCGUAUGUGCAGUGUUCGGGAGGCAUUGCUCUGCAGAUUGACUGUUCACCAGGGCACAUUUUCAUCGCACCCGAGCAGGGCUGUGUACCGGGCAAUACGCAGACCUGCACGCCUCUGACCGGUGUAUGUGCGGACGUACCCGAGGGAGCAAUUCUACCGCUUCCAGAUAGCUGUUAUUACUUCAUCUGGUGCCAGGAUGGUCGUCCCACAGUCAACGCCUGUCCAGUUGGAGAGAUCUUACGACCAGAUGCUCAGUUCUGCGUACCAGGUGAUCGGAAUACGUGCACGUUUGAGCCGAUCGAACGGAUGUGCUUGGGUCAGGUGGACAACACGCGUUUUCCACAUCCAACAGAUUGCGCGCUGUUCGUGACGUGUCAAGCCGAGGCCGUACUUGUCCAGAGCUGCCCGGCUGGAACGAUUUACAACGCACCAACGCGAUCCUGCAUUCCAGGUCUUGCCGACACCUGCGAGCCACUGACCAACUUCUGCUAUGGUCUUCCUGACGCACCAAUCGCUCACCCGACCGUUUGCACUGGGUACAUCAACUGCGUUGCGGGUCAAGCCGUGUUCGAGGUGUGUUCUCCGGGAACCGUUUUCAACCCGGAGCUGGGUGGAUGUGUCGUUGGGAACACGGACACGUGCGUUCGAUCGGAAGGCAUGUGCGUUGGUCAGCCGGAUGGUGCCAUUCUGGAACACCCGAAUGAGUGUGACUUGUACGUGGUGUGCUCUGGAGGCAACGCCAUAGCCGCACGGUGUCCUGCUGGCCAGAUCCUGGACGUUCAGGCGAUGUUCUGUGUACCUGGAGAUACCAACACCUGUCAGUUCGCUCCGGUUGAAACCAUGUGCCAGUCGGCGUCAGAUGGGGCAGUGUUUCCUUACCCGAACGACUGCAACCGGUUCGUGCGAUGUGAAGGAGGCCAAUCGACGGUGUCCAACUGUCUUGCAGGACACAUCCUGGAUGUUGCAACCGCAACCUGUCGGCCGGGCAACACCGAUACCUGUGCCUUCAUCGGGGAAGUGUGUCAGGGUCGCCCAGAUGGCUGGGUGAUCGAACAUCCAAAUGAAUGUGGUGUUUUCAUCUGGUGUCAAGGAGGCGUUGUGUCCGUUCAGCCUUGUCCUCCUGGCGAAAUUCUACGCCCAGACGCACAGUUUUGCGUACCAGGUGACUCAGUCACAUGCAUCUUCGAUCCGGUCGAGCGAAUGUGUGAUGGCCGUCCGGAUGGUCUCAUCUAUCCACACCCUACCGACUGCCGGCAGUUCGUGCGGUGUGAAGCCUCACAACCCAUACUUGAGUCCUGCCGACCAGGCACGAUCUUCCAAAUUGCGACACAAUCCUGUGUGGCUGGCAACGGGAACACCUGUUCGUUACUGGAUGAUCUGUGCGUUGGUCAACCAGAUAGCGUUCUGCCACAUCCAGAAGGUUGUGAACUGUUCCUCAUGUGUACGUCUGGUGUGACGUCGGCUCUGCGGUGUCCUGAAGGCGAGAUUCUGCAUCCGGAGUUCCUCGUGUGUGCUACGGGUAAUGCGGCCGAUUGUAGUCUCGCACCUGUUACGACUGAACCGCCGAUCAUCUCUGUGUGCGAGGGACGACCUGAUGGCAAUUACACGCACCCGCUGCUGUGCUACCUUUUCAUCCGCUGCACUUCCGGUGUCACCGAGAUCCUCACCUGCCCUCCGAACCAAAUCUUCGUCGGUGCCAUUCGAGAUUGCGCGCCGGGCAAUCAGGAGACGUGCAUCCCGCUGUAG